This is a messenger RNA of Phascolarctos cinereus (koala), 2752 nucleotides long. It is a transcript of the gene CEP44, whose product is annotated as centrosomal protein 44. Gene Ontology annotation, biological process: centriole-centriole cohesion; centriole replication. The record is from RefSeq and is a predicted model, not a curated record. NCBI's taxonomy places the organism in Eukaryota, Metazoa, Chordata, Mammalia, Diprotodontia, Phascolarctidae. Gene Ontology annotation, cellular component: centrosome; spindle pole.
UGCUUCCUCAGCCCCUUUUGCCCCGCAGAUUCUGCGGGCGUGCACGGCGCAAUUGUUUCCUUUUCCGUUAUACUGAGGAGGAAACUGAGUCUCUGGCGCAGCUUGAGAGUCCUAGCUUCACUAAGCGUCCGCAGCGACGUCUGCUGGAUGCAGCAGCUCCUCCUUGCUGCUCGCUGGCUCACCUUGCCUCUCGAGCGGCCUAGCGCUUACGAGCCAGAUCCAAGGCAGGGAGGGGCUCUCGAGGCCCCCCAGGCCAACCCCCUCAUUUUACUGUCGUCCUGAAAGCGGCCCGAGGAGUAGCGGUGAAAAAUCCCAUCAAAACCAGAAUUUAAUUCUGAUUUUAAACAAUGGCAACUGGUGAUUUAAAAAGAAGCUUACGAAAUCUAGAACAAGGAAUUCGAUUGCUUGGUUAUCCUAGAGAGGUGGAUUAUUCAGGUUUAGUAAAAGGAGAUCCUGCAGCAUAUUUGCCUAUUAUAAGCCAUUCCCUGACUUCAUAUUCAACUUAUGUGGCAGAAUUUUUGGUCAUCUCCAAUACAGAACUCACGGCAAAGAAUGAUUAUCGAUUCAUUGAUUCUGUCUAUAAGCUUCUUCGAGAUAAAUUUCAUUAUAAGCCAAUUUUGACAAAAAAGCAGUUUUUCCAGUAUGGGUUUGUUGAAUGGAAGAUACAGAUUGUCUGUGAUAUUUUGAAUUUGGUGAUGAAAAAACAUAAGGAACUGUGUAACCUGGAUAAGGCUGUAGCACAGAAAAAGAAAAUUCGUCCCAUCAAGUCACAGGCUUUUAUAAAUUUUGAGAAAACUCUUGUAGAACCUGUUGUUCCUGACUUCACAUUCAGGGGUGUGCCUUCAGAGCAGAAAAAGCCAAUUGUGGAACGUCACCCAAACAGUGAAAAUUUUUCUCACGUACUCUUUUCUGAAACUGAAGGUAAUGAAAAUUUUGAUGAACCUGGAAGAGAUGUUAUUGAAGUCACAUGUGAAUCACAAGACACAGAACUUAAUGCUAAGAUUGAAGAUCUACGGAGUAUGCUUGCUGAAUGCCAAGAAAAACUUAAAAAACAGAUAUUGAUAGAGGAUAAGUUACGUUAUUUGGAAGAACAACUGAAAGGAAAAGUGAUUAUGCAGGAACUGGACUCUGAUGUUAAUUCUGAAAUUGCAGAAAUACGGAAUAUUCUUGCUGAAUGCCAAGAAAAACUUAAAAAACAGACUUUGAUAGAGGAUAAGUUACGUUACUUGGAAGAACAGCUGAAAGGAAAAGUUAUUAUAGAUGAAAUGGUCUGGAAUAAUCUUUUAAGUCGUGUCACCCUCCUUGAAACAGAAAUGCUGCUACACUUUAAAAAGCAUGAUGUACCUUUAGAAACUGUGGAUAUGAAAGAAGACCAUAAGUACAGCAGAAACAGGGAUCUAUCAUCUCCUGGUAUCGAAUAUCCUUAUCACUUGGGAGGAUUCACUCACAACAACUUAUUACUUGAAGGAGGAAAAAAUGACUUGGCUGCUGAAAAAGAGCCUGAUAGAAAAAGGAAAGAGGAGAUGCCAGAAAGUCUUCAUCAGCCAUCAUCUGGAUACAACUUACUAUUAUCCGCAGAUUCCUCUCCCCAACCCAGUACCCUUAAUUAUUUUGGUUUGACAGAAGCUUCAAAGGAGACAACAAUGGAGAAAAUAGAAAGGAUAAAAAAAAUGUUUCAAGAAACAGCUGACUUGUUGAAGUAUUCGAAUAACGCAUCUUAGAAAUAUCUCCCUGGACUUCUGAGACUCGACACUGAACAUUUUCUUUAAGUUUUACUUGUAACAGCUUUAAAUAUAUAUUGAUGUUGCUACAUUGAGAAUUCCAUUUGGUGUAUUUAUUAUUGAAGAAAUAAUUUAAUUCUUUUGAGCUGUAAUUGCACUACUUUACUGUGUUUGAGCUUUUUGUGAGGAAAAUAUUCCUGUUGUUACAGUAGAUUUCUUUUGCAGAGUGAAGUCAUUACAGCAGUGUAUCUUUGUGUUGACAUUUGUUGGCAGUGUGCUAAGUAAUAUGUUUUCUAAAGCGCAGGCUUGAGGACCACAGUUUACAUCCUGUUGGAAACUCUCCAGCGGGGACUUUCAUAUUGCACCCAGGAGAUUUACAUGCAUACCAUUUUGCCAUCUGUGUAGUCAAAUAAGUUGCAAUGAAAAGUUAAAUAUACACAUUAAGAAUGAAAAUGUUUUUAUUUUUAAAAAACUUUUUUUUUCAACUUAGAAAAGUAGUGAUGCAUUAGAUUUUCAAUUAACAUUGAAAAAGUAGAGGUCAGUGUGAUCCUGUAUUUCUGUAUUUGUGUGUAGGUCUGAAGUCUUACUGUGAAAAAGGUGUUGAGUGUUUUAGUGUCAUAUUCAGUAACACGUUUUAAGACCAGCGACACAGAUGGGGACCGUCCAGAGUUACAAAAAUGCGCAAGCAGGAUUUUGGGUUUUGUUCUUUUUUUCGGGGUGGGGAGGGGGAACAUUGUGAUUUGAAGUUAUAGAUUUCUUUGUAGAUGUGGAUGAUUUUGAGGGAAGGUCUACAUGAACUUGAGUCAAGACAAAAAAUACAAUUUAAAAAUGUCUCAGUUUUAAAAAAUCAUAACACAGGUUUGCUCUGAACAGGUUUCAAGAGAAGACAGCUUCUUUAUUAUGAAGGGGGAGAAUAACUUUUUCCUUUGAUUUUCUUUUCCCAAAAUGUAUAUGAUUAAGAAUUUUAAUUUAUAACUUGAAAUGUUUUGUAUGGCACUAAAGUCAAAUAAAAGUGUGAACUUAAAGCAUUA